This is a messenger RNA of Chenopodium quinoa (quinoa), 1465 nucleotides long. RefSeq lists its product as uncharacterized. The transcript has 7 exons. The record is from RefSeq and is a predicted model, not a curated record. Gene Ontology annotation, biological process: proteolysis. Bases 103 to 1038 code for a protein of 311 amino acids. Gene Ontology annotation, molecular function: cysteine-type peptidase activity. Lineage: Eukaryota; Viridiplantae; Streptophyta; Magnoliopsida; Caryophyllales; Amaranthaceae.
UUAAAAAUAUACUGUACCAUUGAAGUGAAGAAUAUAUAUUAUUGGCUGGAGAGAAAUUAUUAUACGUUUAUACCCAAGAAAAAAGGGGUGAUCUUUUUGCAAAUGGGGAAGAGAAAAUCUCGAGUUUUAACUAAGAAUGACGAUAAUGAUACUAAAUCACCCACUUCAGAAAUAUAUGAAGAUGGUGUUGUAACAUAUUACUGUGACGUCAAUACUGGGGUGAUGUUCAGAAAGGAUGCGAAAGCAUCAAAGAAGAGGCUUGAACCGUGUCUCAAAAAAUCAAAGAGCAGAGGUAGACAACUCUCUGGAAAGCGCUCAAAGAUGGGUAGUUGUAAAUUUGAUGACAACUUGGAGACUAUUUGGAGGAGUUUCUCUGAAGACAAGAGGGCUGCAUUUGCUCACUUGUAUAGCUUUUAUUAUUUGAUUUAUAAAUCCCGAAGAAUUCGUGCUUUGGAAUUGAUAAAAAAGAAGCACAUUUUCUCAAAGAAGUAUGUUUUUGUUCCCAUUGUUUGCUGGGAUCACUGGAGACUAGUGAUUUUCUGCCAUUUUGGUGAGGCUAUUAGCUCAAAAACCAGAACUCGUUGCAUCUUAUUGCUUGAUUCUGCUGAGACGAGUGCAGAUGUUAUUGGACCUGUUGUGAGGAAGCUUGUCUUUGAUAUAUUUAAGGCUGAGGGUCGACCUGAAAGCAAAGAUGACAUAUACCAAAUACCUCUAAAGAUGCCUAAGGUUCCCCAACAGACAAAUGACUUUGACUGUGGCAGAUUUGUUCUGUUCUUCAUCAAACUGUUUAUGGAUGCUGCUCCUGAAAAUUUUAGCCUUUCAAAUGGUUACCCUUAUUUUCUGACAUCUAACUGGUUCCGUCCUGAGCAUUUUGAUAAGUUUUGUAACAAACUUGAAGAGGACAUACCCACACCAGAACAAGGAGUAGAACAAGUUCCAAGAAGAAUUUCGCAAAGGAUCACUGCACAACAAACUUUUCAAAAAGAUUCACAAACAUCUUAUCCACCAAACAAAGAUGUAGUCUUAGUCAUCGACUGAUGCAUUUGAUAUCAUUCCUUGUAGGCUGGUGCUGGUGGACGUUUUGCUUAAAGUGAAGGUGCUUAUGAACAGAUUAUAAAUAACUUGUAGGUUUUUUUUGAGGUGUAUAUAUAGUGCAUAAGAGUGCAAAAUAUUCCAUAAGAUUUAGAGAAAUGGAAGAAGUUAUGUAGCUUCAUUUAAAUUUAUUAUUAUUAUCAUUAUUGGCUGCAGAAUAUUUCAAAGGUUAGCGCUUUGGCGGAGUGGUGGAUAAUUAUGUUUUUGAAGUCGUGCUUAUGAACAUUAAGCAUGUAUGUAGUGAGUACAUUGUACUACAAAUAAAACUUUUGUAAUUCCUCACUUCUUUUUUUUAUUUGAAACUGAAACGUAUUCCUUUUGUGAAGUUGUAAAAUAAAUUACAUUAGAUCUCUCUAUCUCUGUUGUCGUUAAA